This is a messenger RNA of Notechis scutatus (mainland tiger snake), 753 nucleotides long. The record is from RefSeq and is a predicted model, not a curated record. NCBI's taxonomy places the organism in Eukaryota, Metazoa, Chordata, Lepidosauria, Squamata, Elapidae.
AUGUCCCGAGUGCGGGAAACGAUCCACAAGGGGGAGAAACCAUACACAUGUGCCGAUUGUGGGAGGAGUUUCAGCCAGUGGACAAACCUGAACACGCAUCAGUGGCUGCAUACAGAGGAGAAACCCUACAAAUGCUCGGAAUGUGGAAAGGGCUUCUGUCAGAGUAGCAAUCUGUCUUAUCAUCAGAGAACCUAUGCGGGGGAAAAACCAUAUAAGUGCUCUCAGUGCGAAAAGACCUUAACGUGUGCCAGCACACUUGUAUUACACCAGAGGAUCCAUAGUGGAGAGAAACCGUUUGCUUGCUCGGAAUGUGGUAAGAGCUUUACUCAGCAGAUACAACUAACUCAACACCAGAGAAUCCACACUGGAGAAAAACCGUAUGAGUGCCCAGACUGUGGGAAACACUUCAGGAAGUGGACGAGUCUUACGACACAUCAGAAAGGGCAUACGUUGGAAAAACCAUACAUAUAUUUAGAGUACGGCAAGAGUUUCUCUCAAAAUAGCGGUCUGUCGUACCAUCAGAAAUCUCAUGCUGGUGACAAGCCGUAUAAGUGCUCUGAGUGUACACAAAGCUUUGCUUAUAGCAGUACUCUCACUUUACACCUGAGAAUCCACUCUGGGGAGAAGCCGUUUGCUUGUACCGAGUGUGGAAAGAGCUUUACUCAAUGGAUACACCUGACUCGACAUCAGAGGAUCCACACAGGGGAGAAACCUUACAUCUGCUCAGAGUGUGGGAAGAACUUCUGGCAAUAG